AUGAUUAUCGAGUUGGAGGUGUUCGCAUUUAUUCUCAAUAUUCUGUUCGGAGCAGUGAAAUUGGAAACCGCGCCGUUGACAAAUUACCAGAUUAUAUCAAAUGGCUCAUCUUAUGUAUACGAAUUUAAGAAGGCUGAUCCCACAGAAUUGACAAUUGCCGAGAGACAGAAACGUGGUAAACCCAACGAUGCAGUGAGUCGUAACAUAACCAUGGUUCUGGAAAACCUAUUAAAAAAUUACGAGAAAUCACAACUGCCGACACAGUCCCAAGGAAUAGCAACCUUAGUGAAAACUAAUAUGCUGAUAAGAAGCAUGGGUCCAGUUUCAGAACUAGACAUGGAAUAUUCAAUGGAUUGUUAUUUUCGGCAAUAUUGGCGAGAUACUCGUUUGAGCUUUCUUGGUCCUAUAAAAUCACUGUCACUCAGUAUAAAGAUGCUAGAACGGAUUUGGAGGCCUGAUACCUAUUUUUACAAUGGAAAAAAUUCAUACGUUCAUACAAUCACAGUUCCAAACAAACUCUUGAGAAUAACUCAAGAUGGAGAUAUUUUAUACUCAAUGAGAUUGACGAUCAAGGCCAAAUGUCCGAUGGAGCUGCGCAAUUUCCCAAUGGAUCGCCAAAGCUGCCCUCUCAUCCUAGGAAGCUAUGCUUACACGCGAGAGCAGUUGGAAUAUCAAUGGCAAAACGCGGACUCUGUGACCUUCGUUUCGGGCAUGACACUAUCACAAUUCGAUCUGAUGAGUGCCCCUUACAGAAAUUUCACUUUUACGAGAAGAGAAGGUGAUUUUUCUGUCUUGCAAGUAUCUUUUAAUCUGCAGAGGCACACAGGAUACUUCCUAAUUCAGGUUUAUGUACCAUGUAUACUCAUUGUGGUUUUAUCUUGGGUUUCUUUCUGAUUACACAGAGAAGCAACUUCGGAUAGAGUAGGGUUGGGAAUAACAACUGUGCUUACUUUGUCUACUAUCAGCUUAGAUUCUCGAACUGAUCUGCCUAAAGUGCGCUACGCAACAGCCUUAGAUUGGUUUCUCCUCAUGAGCUUUUUCUACUGCAUUGCUACGUUGCUUGAAUUUGCAGGGGUUCAUUAUUUCACAAAACAUCAGGCAGACCAUGCCGUGUGCGUACGUGGUGAUGGCCAGCACCGUGUUCAGCGUGCGGUAGUUGUCCGUGGUGCAGCAGGCGGUGCUGUCGCCGCCGAAUCCGCCCAUGAUCACGACGAUGCAUCGGAUCGUCAUUUGGACGAAGAGCAGGAGGCCGACCACCCCUGA
Molecule: messenger RNA, 1263 nt
Organism: Ctenocephalides felis (cat flea)
Lineage: Eukaryota; Metazoa; Arthropoda; Insecta; Siphonaptera; Pulicidae
Product: gamma-aminobutyric acid receptor alpha-like
Exons: 12
Biological process (GO): monoatomic ion transmembrane transport; regulation of membrane potential; nervous system process
Cellular component (GO): membrane; synapse; neuron projection
Molecular function (GO): GABA-A receptor activity; extracellular ligand-gated monoatomic ion channel activity; neurotransmitter receptor activity
Source: RefSeq, a predicted model, not a curated record